AUGGCAAUCACAUUGAGGACGGAAGGGAAACGAAUGGAGGUGGAGGAUAGGGUGUUUAGGUUGGUGCAAACAUGUGUCCAGAUUGUGCUUUUAGAUGCUAUGAAGGAAUUAUUGGACAAGAAUGAGCUGGAUGGGGUGGUUUCUCAUUUAUUUGGAUUUUGGUGUGGAGGACAUGGACUACCGAGAAAGAGAAAGACAACUGAUCAGGCAACAAGCUCAAGAAGUCUCAAUCUUUCUCAGAAGCUGAACAUUGCAAUUGAUGUAGCUUCAGCUUUGCAGUACCUUCACAACCACUGCGAAGCUGAGAUUGUUCACUGUGAUCUAAAACCAAGUAACAUUCUUCUUGAAAAUGAUCUUGUUGCACGUGUGGGUGAUUUUGGAUUGGCAAGGCUUCUCCCAAAACCCAUCAACAGAUCUUCCGAGCAAGGAACCAGCAGUAUAAUAGCUAUAAAAGGAACAAUCGGCCGCGCAGCCCCAGAGUACGGAAUGGGUCUUGUUGCAUCAACUCUAGGAGAUGUCUAUAGCUGUGGUAUUCUUUUGCUAGAGAUGAUCACUAGGAGGAGGCCAACAGAUGAUAUGUUUAUGGAUGAACUAGAUAUACAUAACUAUGUUAAUAGGGAUCUGUCUGAACAAGUUUGUGAGAUCGUGGAUCCCUUGAUUCUUUCUAAAGCAGGAGAUGGAAACAGAAGAAUGACUCCUGGAAGGGAAAAUAUCAAUGGUGGAAGAGAGACGGAGUGUAUUAUUUCCCUGUUAAAACUCGGCCUCAAAUGCUCACAAAGAUUGCCAAAUGAUCGGAUGCACAUGGAUGAAGUUGUCCGCAAAUUACAUCUCAUUAAGGAUGUUUUUCUUGGUGUCAGGUUACAUCAAGCAAAUCUUGAAGUUUAA
This is a messenger RNA of Coffea arabica (coffee), 885 nucleotides long. RefSeq names its product receptor kinase-like protein Xa21. NCBI's taxonomy places the organism in Eukaryota, Viridiplantae, Streptophyta, Magnoliopsida, Gentianales, Rubiaceae. The record is from RefSeq and is a predicted model, not a curated record. Gene Ontology annotation, molecular function: protein kinase activity; ATP binding. Gene Ontology annotation, biological process: protein phosphorylation. Gene Ontology annotation, cellular component: membrane.